AUGCAUGUUGCUGGAGAUGAACUAGCCCACCAAAACUGGGCCGAAGCUGUGGCUGCUGCCGUUUAUGUGCUGAAUCGGAGUUUCACCAGUGCAAUAGAAGAUUGCACUCCAUAUGAGAAGCUUACUAGAGAAAAACUGGUUGUAGACCACCUUAGUGUCUUUGACUGUGUGGCAUACAUGCUCAUAGACUCUCAACCUCGGGGAAAGUUUAAAGCAAAUGCAGAUCGGUGCGUGCUUCUAGGCUACAGCUUUAAGUCCAAGUUGAAGUCAAUGAAGACAGCAGCACAGCAUCCUGACAGAAGGGGUCAAUACCCACUAAUUGAACUAUUGCUAACUCAGCAAGUGAAGAAAAAGGAGACAAUAGGACCUGAAAGCGACACUUAUUGUAAGAGGUACAGGUUGUUAACUAAUGUGAAUGAAGAGUGUUUUUUUGCAUUUGCAGCUAGUGAUCCUACCAACUAUGCGACGGCAAGCAAAUUCAAGGAGUGGGAUCAAGCCAUGAAAGAAGAAAUUCAUUUCAUUAUAAAGAAUAAUACUUGGGAGCUCACCACUCUACCCAAACGAAAGCAAGCUGUUUGCCUCAAGUGGGUCUUCAAAUCCAAAUAUAAUGCAGAUGGGACCCUGAACAAGAGAAAGGCUAGACUUGUAGCCAAAGGAUACUCUCAAGUAAAGGGGGUGGACUUCACAGAGGUAUACUCUCCUGUUGCUAGAUUGGAGACCAUAAGAAUUAUUCUGGCUUUGGGAGCACAACAAGGAUAG
Messenger RNA from Dioscorea cayenensis subsp. rotundata (Guinea yam), 759 nucleotides. RefSeq lists its product as uncharacterized. The transcript has 2 exons. The record is from RefSeq and is a predicted model, not a curated record. Bases 1 to 759 code for a protein of 252 amino acids. Lineage: Eukaryota; Viridiplantae; Streptophyta; Magnoliopsida; Dioscoreales; Dioscoreaceae.